Messenger RNA from Camelina sativa (false flax), 714 nucleotides. Lineage: Eukaryota; Viridiplantae; Streptophyta; Magnoliopsida; Brassicales; Brassicaceae. The record is from RefSeq and is a predicted model, not a curated record.
AUGACAUCGUCUGGUAACACCUCCCCUUCAACCGGUGAAGUUAUCUACCCCAACACCACCGCACUUUUCAAUGAAAACACUGCUAACGUUACCAAGCUUCAUGACACCAACUAUCUCAUGUGGAGUCUGCAUAUCCAUGCUUUAAUUGAUGGCUAUGAACUUUCUGGUUAUCUCGAUGGAUCUGUCCCUCCCCCGUCUCCCACCGUCACGCAGAACGACACGACCAAGCCAAAUCCUGACUUUGCCUUUUGGAAACGCCAAGAUCGCCUCUUCUACAAUGCACUUCUCGGUGCUAUGACGACAUCUGUUCAGCCGCUGGUGUCUCGUGCUACCACUACUGCUGAAGCCUGGACCACUCUCACUGAUACAUUCGCCAAAGCUAGCCGCAACCACUUCAAGCAAAUCAAAGAUCAAAUCAAGGCUUGGACUAAAGGUAACAAAUCUAUUGACGAAUAUGUUCGUGGACUAACUAAGUUGUUUGAUGAACUUGCUAUCCUUGGGAAACCAAUGGAUCAUGAGGACCAAAUUGAGAAGAUCCUUGCUGGUCUUCCUGAUGACUACAAGCCGGUUGCUAACCAGAUCAAGGGUAAAGACUCUCCUCCCACCAUCACUGAAGUUCACGAACGCCUACGCAACCGUGAAGUAACACUCCGUGCUGCUGCUUCUCCUACACCAUUUCCAGCCUCUGCCAAUGUUGCUCAGUAUCAACGUUAA